This is a messenger RNA of Euleptes europaea (tarantolino), 951 nucleotides long. Its product is annotated as olfactory receptor 14A16-like. Gene Ontology annotation, biological process: G protein-coupled receptor signaling pathway. Gene Ontology annotation, cellular component: membrane. The record is from RefSeq and is a predicted model, not a curated record. The transcript has a single exon. Bases 13 to 951 code for a protein of 312 amino acids. Gene Ontology annotation, molecular function: G protein-coupled receptor activity; olfactory receptor activity. NCBI's taxonomy places the organism in Eukaryota, Metazoa, Chordata, Lepidosauria, Squamata, Sphaerodactylidae.
AUUGAUGGCAUAAUGCCCAAUAUUACCUCCACAUCUGACUUCCUGCUCUUGGAAUUCUCUGACAUCAGAGAACUACGGAUCUUACACUUUUUUGUGUUCUUCACAAUAUACUUGAUUGCAGUGACUGGCAAUCUUCUUAUCAUCCUUGCUGUAGCCCUGGAACAUCAUCUGCACACCCCCAUGUACUUCUUUCUCAUGAACCUGGCCAUUCUGGACCUUGGCUCAGUUUCUGUCAUGUUACCCAAAGCCAUGGCCAAUUCCCUCCUGAACAGCAGGUCAAUUUCUUAUGCCGGAUGUGUAGCUCAGGUUUUCUGCCUCCUCCUAUCAACAGGGGCAAAUUUUUCCAUCCUAACUGUAAUGGCGCAUGAUCGAUAUGUGGCUAUCUGCAAUCCAUUGCAAUAUGAGGCAAUUAUGCACAGAGGAGCCUGCAUUCAGAUGGCAGCAGGAGCAUGGAUUGCUGGUAUACUCAAUGGUAUGUUGCAUGCUGGAGGAACAUUUGCCAUCACAUUCUGCUCCAACAUGAUUGAUCAGUUCUUCUGUGAAAUACCACAGAUUCUAAAACUCGCCUGUUCUGACAUGUAUCUAGAAGUUGGUAUGAUCAUGCUUUCCUCUUCACUUGCAAUAGGAGGUUUCAUCUUCAUCAUUGUCAGCUAUGUGCAGAUUUUUAGAGCAGUGCUCAGAAUCCCUUCUGUGCAUGGUCAGAAAAAGGCCCUCUCCACUUGCCUUCCCCACCUCAUUGUGGUGUCUUUGCUUAUAUUUACUGGUAUCAUUACCUAUGUGAGGCCUCGCAGUUACUCUUCUUCUGAACUGAAUGUUCUUUUUGCAAUAAUGUACUCUAUAGUCCCUCCCAUGCUCAAUCCAUUCAUCUAUAGCAUGAGAAACAAAGAAAUCAAGACUGCAUUGUUGAAACUCUCUGAUUUGAAGCAUAUCUCUAAAUUAAUUGCAAGCUAA